This is a messenger RNA of Manacus vitellinus (golden-collared manakin), 2597 nucleotides long. RefSeq names its product hepatocyte growth factor (gene HGF). The transcript is spliced from 18 exons. The record is from RefSeq and is a predicted model, not a curated record. Bases 1 to 2127 code for a protein of 708 amino acids. NCBI's taxonomy places the organism in Eukaryota, Metazoa, Chordata, Aves, Passeriformes, Pipridae. Gene Ontology annotation, biological process: hepatocyte growth factor receptor signaling pathway; proteolysis; negative regulation of apoptotic process. Gene Ontology annotation, molecular function: serine-type endopeptidase activity; signaling receptor binding.
AUGGAGCAGCCUACACUGGCAGAGGGUAAAGGAAAAAGGAGAAAUCCUCUUCAUGACUUCAAAAAGACAGGAGAGUUGAUGCUCAUUAAAGUAAACAAAACACUGGAAGUAAAAACUAAGCUGUUAAAUACCACUGAGCAAUGUGCCAAGAGAUGCAGCAGGAACAAGGGCCUCUCGUUCACUUGCAAGGCCUUUGCUUAUGACAGAGUUACAAAACGGUGCCAUUGGUUAUCCUUCAACAGCUUGACAAAUGGUGUGAGAAAGAAGCAAGACCAUGCGUUUGAUCUGUAUGAAAAGAAGGACUAUGUCAGGAAUUGUAUCAUCGGGAAAGGAGCAGACUAUAAAGGAACAAUAUCUGUUACUAAAAGUGGUAUCCAGUGUCAGGCCUGGAAUUCGAUGAUCCCCCAUGAGCACAGCUUUUUGCCUUCGAGCUAUCGGGGAAAAGACCUGAGGGAAAACUACUGCCGAAACCCCCGAGGGGAAGAGGGAGGCCCGUGGUGUUUCACCACCAGUCCAGAGGUGCGCCACGAAGUCUGUGACAUCCCCCUCUGCUCAGAAGUUGAAUGCAUGACCUGCAAUGGAGAGAAUUACAGAGGGCCAAUGGAUCACACCGAGACGGGCAAGGAGUGUCAGCGCUGGGAUCUUCAGAGACCACACAAGCACAAAUUUCGACCAGAGAGAUAUCCUGACAAGGGCUUUGAUGAUAAUUACUGCCGCAAUCCCGAUGGCAAGCUGAGACCAUGGUGCUACACUCUUGACCCUAACACCCCCUGGGAGUUCUGUGCAAUUAAAACGUGUGAUGAAAGCAUCAUGAACAGCACAGAGGCAGCAGCUGAGACUUCAACAUGCAUCCAGGGCCAAGGUGAGGGUUACCGUGGCACAGUCAGCACCAUAUGGAGUGGAAUUCAGUGCCAGAGAUGGGACUCUCAGUUUCCUCACCAGCACAACAUCACUCCUGAGAACUUCAAAUGCAAGGAUUUGAGGGAGAACUACUGCCGAAAUCCAGAUGGAUCUGAGUCACCCUGGUGUUUUACCACUGACCCAAACAUCCGUAUUGGUUAUUGCUCCCAGAUUCCUAAGUGCGAUGUAUCAAAUGAACAAGAUUGUUACCGUGGCAAUGGCAAGAGUUACAUGGGGAAUCUAUCCAAGACAAGAUUUGGGCUAACUUGCUCCACAUGGGACAAAAAUAUUGAAGACUUACGUAGGCAUAUACAAAUAUUCAGAGAACCAGAUGUUAGUAAACUGAAGAAAAACUAUUGCCGCAAUCCAGAUGAUGAUUUUCAUGGUCCCUGGUGUUACACAGAUGAUCCUCUUGUUCCCUGGGAUUACUGCCCUAUUUCUCGAUGUGAAGGUGAUACAACUCCUACUACAACCAGCUUGGAUGAUACUACCAUUCCUUGUGCCUCAACAAAACAUUUGAGAGUUGUAAAUGGAAUCCCAACACAAACUAACGAAGGAUGGGUGGUUAGUUUGACCUACAGGAAUAAACAUAUUUGUGGUGGCACUUUGAUAAAGGAGGAGUGGGUUCUUACAGCAAGACAGUGUUUCCCUUCUCGGUACAAAGAUUUGAAAGACUACAAAGCCUGGCUUGGAGUCCAUAAUAUCAAAGGAAAGGGAGAGGAGAAGCAUAGGCAAGUCCGGAAUAUCUCCCAGCUGGUAUAUGGCCCUACAGGGUCAGAUUUGGUCCUACUGAAACUCAGCAGACCUGCUAUAUUGACAAAUUUUGUAGAAAUAAUCCGAUUGCCAAUUUCUGGAUGUACCAUUCCAGAGAAGACCAGUUGCAGUGUUUAUGGAUGGGGAUACACUGGAUUAGUUAACUAUGAUGGCCUGCUCCGAGUAGCAAACCUGUUUAUUUUGGGAAACGAGAAAUGUAACCAAUAUCUAAAAGGGAAGAUCACUGUGAAUGAGUCAGAAAUCUGUGCUGUGGCUGAAACCAUCGGUGCUGGGCCUUGCGAGCGAGAUUAUGGUGGUCCCUUGGUUUGUGAACAAAACAGGCUGAAGAUAGUUGUUGGUGUCAUUGUUCCUGGCCGUGGAUGUGCCAUUCGAAAUCGUCCUGGGAUUUUUGUCCGAGUCUCAUAUUAUUCCCGGUGGAUACACAAGAUUAUGAUGACCUACAGAAAACCCUGAAAAACUCAACAACUUUCAUUGAAAGAUUUUGGACAGCAUGGAAUUAAUGUCUAAUGUAAAGAUCAACAAUUUUUUAACUACUUGAUAGUCAAGUUUGUUGAGCUUCAUUUAAUAUUUAUGGGUGUUUUUGUUUGUCUAUCAGUGUUGUUUUAUAAAUGUUGGAGUGACUUACAGUAUAUGCAAGUAUGGUGACAUAUCUCCUGAAGAUACUUGAAUGGGUAAACAAUUUCACAAUGACACUAUUACUGGAUGAUAAAUGAGUCUGUAGAAAUAGAUCAUAUGACCUGUUUUAUGCUGCUCUUCAGAUUAUCUUAGAAGGAGAAAAAAAUUAUAGUUUUAUUUAACACAUUCUUUCCAUGAGCCAUAUAUUUCUCUUCAUAUAUGACAAAAGACCUACUGAGAGAUAUAUGCAACUGUCAAGGACAGCAUAUAUGAUCAUAUUUCUCUUCCCCCCUUAUGAGAGGUAAAAU